Molecule: messenger RNA, 2523 nt
Organism: Diaporthe batatas
Lineage: Eukaryota; Fungi; Ascomycota; Sordariomycetes; Diaporthales; Diaporthaceae
Exons: 6
Coding region: 75-1979 (634 amino acids)
Molecular function (GO): flavin adenine dinucleotide binding; oxidoreductase activity, acting on CH-OH group of donors
Source: RefSeq, a predicted model, not a curated record
GGAGACUGUCUCUCGUGUCACCGCACGUAUUCUCCUUCAAUUCUCUGAAAUUUUAUCGUCACUUAGAGGGAAUAAUGUGGCCUUUCGCAACAUACCCAGAGGUCACGGCGGCUGGGCUCAAUGGCAAUACUUACGACUAUGUUGUCGUCGGGGGUGGUACCGCGGGCUGUGUGGUAGCCUCGCGACUCUCAGAGGAUCCCAAUGUCUCGGUCCUGGUCCUCGAGAAAGGCCACGUCAAGGAUAACUUCGUCUCCCGUGUGCCACUGAUUAGCCAGAACUUCUUCAUGGGUGACCCUCUUCAAGUCCAAAGCACUCGCUAUUCCGAACCCAUCAGCUUUUUGAAGGGUCGGAGAAACCAGAUUGUUUCGGCUGAAGGGAUUGGUGGGUCCUCGAGGAUAAAUGGUAUGCUCUGGACAAGAGGCGCUCCGGGAGGCUAUGAGGAGUGGGCCACAGCACUUGGUCUUGAUGAGUGGUCAUGGGAGAAAGUCGAGCCACACUUUCGCCGGAUUGAGAAUGCGAUCUCAUACCCAGAUUCCCCUGAGAGGGGACACAACGGACUCAUUCCCCUGCAACACAAGUCGUGGCCAUUCAAGUGGCCAAGAUAUGUUGACCGGGCUGCGAAAAGACUUGGACUUCCAGUGGGUGAAGAUUGUAACAAUCCUUCUGCCCCAAGCAUGGGGCUUUUCAACCUCGACAUGGCCAUCCAUCCCAAUGGGCAGAGAGCUUCCGCGUACAACACCUACCUCAACAGGACGCUAGCACUGGAAAGACAAAAGCGACUUACGGUUUGUACCGGCGUUGUUGUUUUGAGUUUAGAUGUCGACGAGCAAGCCGGCAUUGUCCGUGGUGUUCAUUUUCAAGAUGAGAGCGCGAAUGGGGAAUCGAUUACAUACGUGAAAGCCAGGCGUGAAGUCAUCGUCUGCUCAGGUGUCAUUUGCACACCCCAGAUUCUGCUCUUGAGCGGCAUCGGCCCGCGAAGUCAGCUUGACGCCUUCGAUAUCCCUGUGAAGAAGGAAUUACCGGUCGGUGCCACUCUCAAGGACCACUUUAGCUGCGUCGUCAGUGUCGAAAUCCCCAAAUCAGAGACACUGGAUUUGCUCCAGACUAUCCAAGGCCUUUGGCAUCUAGUCCUCUUCAUAUUCUUUGGGAAAGGUCUGAUGGGUGCCAGUUCCACCCCGAAAACGGUCUUCCUCCGCACAGCUGCCCUCGACAAGGAGACGAUGCAGGUCAACACCACCGAAGACGGGUUUGACGCCUCCAACCCGGCCAACUUACCCGACACGGAGAUCAUGGUCCAGGCGGUGAACAGUAUGUGGAGACCCGUGCCUGGUCAUUCAGUGCUUACCUUCUUUACCACCCUUGUACAGCCCAAGUCCGUGGGCAGUGUCGAGCUCGCGACCAAGGAUCCUCACACCAAUCUGCGCAUACAUCAUCCCAUGUUCCAGGACCCAGCAGACAUAACAACAUUCAGAAAGAGCAUGCGGUUUGCCAUGAAAUUUGCAGAAGAGUUCAUCGGCUCCGGCUAUUCACAUACCGCCUCAAUUGCAUUUGCCCCCGGCGCGAACCCGGAAUUGCUGGAGGCAUGGGAGAAAACCGCACCGAGCAGCACGGCAACCGAAGGGCCACCGCCAGCUCCUGGACUAACCUUCAGUUCUGGAACUGGAGAGUUGUUGACGCCUAAUACAGAAAAGUCUGAAAACAACAAAACGUGGAAGACUGUGUCUGAUGAUGAAAUCGAUGACUAUGUCCGGCGGAUCAGUGUGGGAAGCCUUCACAGCUGUUGCACCUGUCCGAUGUCGAGGGACGAGAAGUCUGGAGUGGUCGACCAGCAUCUCCGUGUCCAUGGCUUCAAGAACCUGAGGAUCGCAGAUGCAAGCGUUUUUCCGAAGAUUCCAAGCGGACAUACCAUGGCCCCUACUAUGAUGGUUGCAGAAAGGUGUGCAAGUUUCAUUAUCAACGAUUGGUCAGAUGCCCAAUGAUGUUGUUGGGCCUGAUAUUAUAGCAGAGGGGAAUUGAAUGCAAAAAGAUAUCCACGGCAGAUGGAAGGAGAAACCUCAUCUUUGGGGUCGGGGGUGCAGUAUGAAUGGAGGCACAAUUGCUGGUCACUGAGGUUGGCAUGCCCGGCCAACUCCCGGUGCAUCCACGUCGACAACGCUGUCAAGUUGCAUCUAAAGCGUCGUGUCGCCAUACUUGCUGUCUAAGAUGGGUACAUGAGUGCAAACUACAUACCUAGGUACCUUCCCCCUGACACUUCCAUUCUAAGAAUGGCUGCCCAAGAAGUUGGCUCUCUUCAUCACUCGCACGUGCAUAUGUUGAACCGGUCUGCGUCCCUUUGCACAACUUCUGAACCAACUGAUGCCAAGGAGUUGCACCCCGACCAUUCAAGGUCUCGCAAGGCCCCCUUUCAUUUGAACUAAGUGAUAGCUCAACAUUCUCAACUCCUCAGCACAGUGAGAUCCUGGAGCCGCAGCACAGGCUCAAUAUGCCGUCUGAAAGGUUCUCCUUCUUCCUGCAGUAGCCACG